UGGUGGAUCAUAGUGAUAUUGCUCGAUAUUAUGCAAAUUUUGAUGAAGAUUUUUUCCAUCAUUGUGAAAAAGAACUUAGAAAAAUCAACACCUUUUUCUCAGAAAAAAUUGCUGAGGCUACACGUAAAUCAGGUAAUUUGAAAAGUGAACUCCAUAAUGCAGUGUCAAGCAAUGAAAGAGUUAGAGGUGGAAGUGGUAAAAAGUUUGCUGUACAGAAGGCUUUUAAAUAGACAAGUGAAAAGGAAUGUGCAAUACCGUAAAAUUCAUGAAUUAAGGCUAGCUUUUAGUGAAUUUUAUCUUAGUUUAAUUUUGCUGCAGAAUUAUCAAAACUUGAAUUUUACUGGAUUUCGAAAAAUUUUGAAAAAGCAUGACAAGUUAUUAGGAACUGAUGCUGGUGCUAAAUGGCGUCAGCAGUGGGUUGAAGUAGCUCCUUUCUAUGUCAAUAAAGAUAUUGACAAAUUAAUCCAUGACACAGAAAAUAUUGUCACAAGGCAUUUAGAAAGUGGAGAUCGUCAAAAAGCAAUGAAAAGACUGAGGGUUCCACCUUUAAAUGAUCAGCAAUCUCCCUGGGUGACUUUUAAAGUUGGACUUUUUUCCGGUGCCUUUGUCGUCCUUGUAUGUGCAGUUAUAAUAUCAGCUGUGUUUGCUGAUGCUUCUGUUAAUUGGCGAAUUGCUGUGCGUCUGUAUAGAGGUAGCUUAUUGAUUAUUCUGUUUUUGUUCCUUAUUGGAAUAAAUGUGUAUGGCUGGCGAACAUCUGGUGUUAAUCAUGUGUUAAUAUUUGAGUUGGAUCCAAGAAAUCAUCUCUCUGAGCAGCAUUUAAUGGAGAUUGCUGCCAUUUCAAGUGUGAUGUGGGCAUUAAGUGUUCUUGCGUUCCUUUUUAGCGAUGCAUUAUCAAUUCCUGCAUAUGCUAAUCCCUUAAUGUUAGUUGCUAUUCUUCUUGCAUUCCUAUUCAAUCCAACCAGAACUUUGAGACAUCAUGCAAGAUUUUGGUUACUGAGAGUUUUGGGUCGAAUAAUUGCAGCUCCUUUUUUCCAUGUUGGCUUUGCUGACUUUUGGCUAGCUGACCAGCUGAAUAGUCUAGUACCUGUAUUGGUUGAUUUUCAGUAUUUUGUGUGUUUUUAUGCAACUGAUCUUGACUGGCAUGUUAAUACAGAUUCUAAUAAGUGCGUGGAUGAUAUUGGUUUAAUAUCAAGACCAAUUGUAGCUUGUCUUCCUGCAUGGUUUCGCUUUGCACAAUGUCUUCGCCGAUACCGUGACACACAUGAAGCUUUCCCACAUUUAGUAAAUGCUGGAAAAUAUUCUACAACGUUUUUCAAUGUGGCAUUUUCAUCGCUUUAUGUAUACUCAAAAGAUUCUUAUGGCUACACAUGGCAAAAUCCUUUCUUCUAUCUGUGGAUUGUAUUUGGGUUUAUCAGUUCAAUUUAUACUUAUAUCUGGGACAUUAAAAUGGAUUGGGGAUUGUUUGAUGCAAAUACUGGUGAAAAUCCAUUUCUAAGAGAAGAAAUUGUUUAUUCGUCUCCGAAUUUUUACUACUUUGCCAUAGUAGAAGAUCUCAUCCUAAGGUUUGGUUGGACUCUUUCUGUUUCUCUUACUGAGAUGGGUCUUAUUCAUGCUGAUAUUAUGUCUUCUGUUCUGGCACCUCUUGAAGUUAUCAGGCGAUUUGUUUGGAAUUUUUUCCGUCUAGAAAAUGAGCACCUAAACAACUGUGGUAAGUUUCGAGCUGUGAGAGAUAUUUCUGUUGCACCUUUGGAUUCUAGUGAUCAGAACCUUUUAAUAUGCAUGAUGGAUGAACCUGAUGGAGUUAUCAAUAGAAGAAAGAAAGAAAGAAAGUACCCAAAUAGGAGGAAAAAGUCAGAUACUAGAAUUCUUGUGGAUGAUAAUGAAACAGAUGAUCCUGACAUAUAAAGUUUGCAUAUGUAAACUUUAUUAUUUUUUCAUUAUGGAUUGUGGAACUGCUGUAUGAUUUGAUUUAUUUUCGUAAGGUAGCAAACAUAAUUUCUCAGUUUGAGCAUUGAUGUAUAGAUUGAAGGAAACCAUUUCUUAAGAAUCAUUAUCCCCUU
Molecule: messenger RNA, 2060 nt
Organism: Stegodyphus dumicola
Lineage: Eukaryota; Metazoa; Arthropoda; Arachnida; Araneae; Eresidae
Product: solute carrier family 53 member 1-like
Biological process (GO): phosphate ion transport; cellular response to phosphate starvation
Cellular component (GO): cytoplasm; plasma membrane; Golgi apparatus
Molecular function (GO): phosphate transmembrane transporter activity; inositol hexakisphosphate binding
Source: RefSeq, a predicted model, not a curated record